AUGACUGCGUACCCCUUCGGAUGGACACAGUCCAGAAGCCAGGACGUGACCCAGACAGACAAUGCCACAGUCCUCGAUAGUGGGACCGCAUCCAUGUGGGUCAUGCAAGGCUACUGGCAGGAAUCUGAUCUUCCGAACUUUGAUCCCAGCUAUGCGGCUAUACUGGCAACGAAAUUCGGUAUUGACUUCACGCCGACUGGCACAGGCACAGCCGAUGCCCCAGCCGAAACAGCGUCUCCGCCAGGUCGAAGCCAACUCACCUCAGCCACGUCGACGGUCGAGACGGACUCUGGAGAAGCUACCGGUCUCAGUAGCGGUGCCAAGGCAGGCAUUGGCGUUGGAGUAGCCUUGGGAGUAAUACUACUGUGCGCCGCUGGUUUCCUACUCUACAGGAAACGCGUUCAGAAGGCGAAGCUGGACCGCAAAUCUGCUUUACAAAACGAACAACCUGAGUUGGUUCAGACGCGCGCCGCAUAG
This is a messenger RNA of Alternaria novae-zelandiae, 477 nucleotides long. RefSeq lists its product as uncharacterized. The record is from RefSeq and is a predicted model, not a curated record. Bases 1 to 477 code for a protein of 158 amino acids. The transcript has a single exon. NCBI's taxonomy places the organism in Eukaryota, Fungi, Ascomycota, Dothideomycetes, Pleosporales, Pleosporaceae.